Messenger RNA from Setaria italica (foxtail millet), 883 nucleotides. RefSeq lists its product as uncharacterized. The transcript is spliced from 3 exons. NCBI's taxonomy places the organism in Eukaryota, Viridiplantae, Streptophyta, Magnoliopsida, Poales, Poaceae. The record is from RefSeq and is a predicted model, not a curated record. Bases 151 to 492 code for a protein of 113 amino acids.
CGACGGGCUGAGCUGAGCGCCGCGCCAAGAUGCUCCUCGAGCUCCGCUCGAAUCCCCCAAAGGCCCAAACAUCCUGAACCCCAGCUUUCUACUUCACCGGCGGCGGCUGCUCUCGUCGCCGCGGCCGCCCAUUUCCUCCUCGCCGUCGCCAUGCGGCGUCCGGCCCGGCGCUUUGAGGCCCCACCGGUCGCGGUUCGAGUGACCAGUGAGGGCCUAAUGGCUGCACUGUGUAUACCAAAUCUGUCCCAAUGCAAAGAUCUCACUACUAUUGGAACAGUCAAGGGGAAGACAUUGCCAUCGGUGAAUGGAACCAGGUAUGCCGAUGACAGAAGGCAUGGUGAGCAGCAGACUAAAGAAGACCUUGCAGCAAAUGGCAUGGAUCAUGCUCUACCCUGCCACUGCUGCUUGCUCCCAUACCUAGGCACCACUAGGAUAGGCCUCUUUCCGGCAGCCUCCCCAACCCAUCCCCACCGUGGGGACCCUUCCAAGUAAGCUGCGGGUCGUAACCUGCACGUGCCCAUCGACUGCUCCUGCAAAUCGUUCACCUGCCAAUUGCGGAUGGACUCAUCGGUCCCUCUUCUUGGAAGAGCACCGGUGAUACAUAGCUAAGUAGCUAUUCUGCGCUCCUUUUUACUUGCUUUCUCUUUUGUUAAUGGGGAUGAUUGUGUAAUGGUCUGGUUGCAAGGUUGUGCUAUAGAAAAAGUUGAACUGUAUCCAAAGUGCCAACUGCUGUUGCUGAUCUGAUCCCCAUGUGCCUCGUGCCGCCUGUUAAUUUUUUCGUGAUGUGUACUGGUGUGCUUGACAUCUGGGGCAGAGGGGCAGUAGCUUCUUUCGGUGGUCUGGGACCUAUUUAUAAACUGCAAGUACCUGAUAAAGCGGCUUA